AUGGACAAUGAGGUAGAUAGUUUUGUAAAACACUGCCGGGGUUGCCUUCUAGUGUCAGCACCUAAUCCACCAGAGCCAAUGAAACGUCAUGAAUUACCAAAUGCUCCGUGGGAAGACCUUGCUAUCGAUUUUUUGGGACCUUUACCCGAAGGUCAAUACCUUUUUGUUGUAGUCGAUUAUUAUUCAAGGUAUUACGAAAUCUGUGAAAUGGUAUCAAUCACUGCUGAAGACACCAUCAGAGAGUUGAUAGUUAUUUUCAGUCGUUUCGGAAUUCCUCUUUCUUUGACCGCCGAUAAUGCUCCACAGCUCAGCGAGGAAUGUGAUGCAUUUGCUAAUUUCUGCCAUACUAACGGAAUUAAGCUUAUUAAUACGAUACCUUACUGGCCGCAAAUGAAUGGCGAGGUAGAAAGACAAAAUCGUACUAUUCUUAAACGUCUGCAAAUUGCCCAAGAGCUCGGUCAUAACUGGAAAGAUGAGCUUCAACGAUUCCUUUUAACAUAUAGAGCUUCGCCUCAUACAACGACUGGGAGAUCCCCUGCUGAACUUCUGUUUGGCAGAAAGAUAAGAACGAAAAUUCCUCAAUUAGCCAACGCCCGAAUGGUAGAGGACGAAGCAGUAAGGGAUCGGGAUCAUUUUCAAAAAGCUAAAGGGAAAGAGUACAGUGACGAAAAACGUUUGGCUCGAGAACGACCGAUUUCAGAGGGAGAUCGUGUUCUAUCAAAACGCAUGAGGAAAGACAACAAGCUCAGCUCAGAGUACACUAAUGAAGAAUUUAUCAUUAAGAGGAAAUUUGGAUCUGAUGUUAUUGUUGAAUCUGUAGAAACAGGUAAGCAAUAUCGAAGAAAUGUUGCUCAUCUGAAGAAAAUUCCAAACGAUGCAGGUUCUAUAGAAAACGUACCUGACUUGCAGUCUACAAUAGAUCCAGACACAGCAGAUAGUGAAAUGGCACCCGAAAAUACAAAUCAUCAAUCGGAAGAUGGCGAAUUAGCACAACCAAGGAAACGUCAUCGGCAAGAACCAACCUGGUUCCAAAACUAUAUACCUCAUUAG
This is a messenger RNA of Uranotaenia lowii, 1050 nucleotides long. RefSeq lists its product as uncharacterized. The transcript has a single exon. The record is from RefSeq and is a predicted model, not a curated record. Gene Ontology annotation, molecular function: nucleic acid binding. The coding region runs from base 1 to 1050 and encodes 349 amino acids. NCBI's taxonomy places the organism in Eukaryota, Metazoa, Arthropoda, Insecta, Diptera, Culicidae. Gene Ontology annotation, biological process: DNA integration.